AUGUCUGGCAGCCUUUCCUGGGACCACCAGUUCUGCUUGGCCUGUGACAGGCAAACAGAUGGUGCCACUUACUGCUCCGAGUCUUGCAGGCUAUCCGACUUUGACAAGUCGUCUUCGCCCUUCAGCACUCCCGCGAGCUCACCUGGUCUGGAAACACCUGCAUACUCAUGGACAAGCUCGAGGCCUCAGACCAAGUUCUACUUGUCUCCGGCAUACGACUUUAGCCAGGCUCAGCCUUACGGCUCGACACCCCAAGCACAAUCAUACCUGCACCGACACUCGAUCUCUUCAACGAGUGGCCAGCUCACGCCUUCGAGUUCCUACAGCAGCCUGAGCUCUCUGCAAAGUGCUACUGCUACUGCCACGCCGGCAGGCAAUGACGGCAAGCACGUAUCAGAGAAGGCAAGGAAGCAGCUGAGGGACUACGCAAGUUCCUUUGAGCAGGCUCGGCUCCAGCGUCGACGAUCCUGCUAA
Pestalotiopsis fici W106-1 is the source of this 474-nucleotide messenger RNA. RefSeq lists its product as uncharacterized. The transcript has a single exon. Lineage: Eukaryota; Fungi; Ascomycota; Sordariomycetes; Amphisphaeriales; Sporocadaceae. The record is from RefSeq and is a predicted model, not a curated record. Bases 1 to 474 code for a protein of 157 amino acids.